GUCUGAGGGUAACUGUGUUACUAACAUCAUCCCUCAUGGUAUUGGGAGCUGGCCUGAGAUGUGUUCCAGUUUCAGACCUAGAAAUUAGGAAGAAGCUGAUUCACGGAGGGCAGCUGUUAAAUGGCUUGGCGGGGCCAACUGUGAUGAACGCGGCACCAUUUCUUUCCACAACGUGGUUUUCUCCAGAUGAACGUGCCACAGCAACAGCCAUCGCGUCACUCCUCAAUUACCUGGGUGCUGCUGGCGCGUUUCUAGUGGGACCACUUGUAGUGCCAUCUCCUAACGGAACAUCUCACCUCCCUCUGCUGUCACAGAGCAACACUGAGCACAUCAAGGACCGCAUUGAGGCUGUGCUGUAUGCAGAAUUUGGGAUGGUUUCCCUGAUAUUUUCUGCAGCGUUGGCCUACUUCCCCUCGCGCCCUCCAUUCCCUCCUAGUGUGGCUGCAGCAAGUCAACGGCUCAGCUACAGGAGAAGUUUUUGCAGACUCUUAAGCAAUUUCCGAUUCUUGAUGAUUGCUUUAGCCUAUGCUAUACCACUGGGUGUUUUCUCUGGCUGGUCUGGUGUUCUGGAUUUGAUAUUAACACCAGUUCAUGUAAGCCAAGUAGAUGCAGGCUGGAUUGGAUUUUGGUCUAUAGUUGGAGGUUGUGUUGUUGGCAUAGCAAUGGCAAGAUUUGCAGAUUUUAUCAGGGGGAUGCUGAAGUUUAUACUACUGCUGCUUUUAUCUGGAGCAACAUUAGCAUCAACCUGGUUCACUCUCACCUGUCUAACUAGUGUCACUCAUCUGCCUUUAACCACAGCUACACUGUACACAUCGUGCAUUUUGUUGGGUAUAUUCCUCAACAGCAGCGUACCAAUAUUCUUUGAGCUCUUUGUGGAGACAGUCUACCCAGUUCCAGAAGGAAUUACCUGUGGAGUUGUCACCUUUUUGAGUAAUGUGUUCAUGGGAGUCCUUUUGUUUUUCCUCACAUUUUACCAUACAGAGUUUUCCUGGUUCAACUGGUGCCUGCCAGGAUCGUGUCUGCUCAGCCUGCUCCUCAUCCUGUGCUUCCGCGAGUCCUACGACAGACUCUAUCUCGACGUUGUCGUCUCUGUGUGAUAAUGCCGGACUGGUGAGGGGUUGGAAGAGACUGGAAGUCAGCUUUGCAGUCUGCACAUCUGCCUGGAGUUGCACAGCUGAACAGCAGAAAAACAAAGAAAUUACAAGACUUGAUUGUGGCUUUAUUAGAGGGUGAGGACAGGCUGUUCUUACAUUCAAGACCACCUUGGUUUGUGAUAAACAUGGAACUUGAGUGGUGAUAAUGAUGCCGAAAUGCACAAAGAGUAUACCUGAUGUACAGGUCCCAGUGCCAGAGCUGGGGCUCCCUAUUUAAAAGGCUGUUGAUGUAGCAGUGAGGUGUGCAGUUGUGUGUGCGUGCGUGCGUGUGUGCCGACUCACGGUUAUACACACUGGGGUACCAGUAAUCUUUGGAGUCUUCUAUCAGAAUAGAAAUAGCGAAUAAUCUCAACAAAAGGAAAAAAAAAAAAGAUAAAAGGAAAAAAAAUCUUUUUAAGGAUCUCUCUUAAAUCACUGGUCAUUUAAACAGUUAAGCAAAAACGAUUUAGUGCUUGUACACUACAUUUACAUUCUAAUAAAGUGAUUUCUGAUACAAGACACUGGUACCAGGGUUUUUAGCCAUACUAAAUAUCCUAAACAAUCCUUGCAGUGUUGUUAGAGGUGUUUGUUAUCACCCUGGAGCACAUGUAAACGAUAGCUUUAACUGCCACUGAAACCCAACUUGCACCCACAGUCGCCUCUGAAAUACCACCAUGGUUCUGUAUCUCCUGAAUACGGAGCAUCUGUGGUAUCUCAGAAGUUUACUGGAGAGUCACUCUUGGUAAAUGUUGCUGAUUUAAAGGCCACCACUGUGUCACCUUUUCAUCCCCCAUCUCCAGUACUGCCUUUUUUACUGUGAAGACCUGUUUGUGCCACUGAAUACUGUGGGUGUGGAUGUCCGAGCCCCACUAGUUCUCUUCUGAUACUCUAAGGUGUGUGUGGCUUUUAGGAUUAGUUUAUGAUUGAGGGUGCCUAAAAAUAUUGUUUGUGAACUUUUAAAAUCAUGUCUUUAAAAUCACGUCUUUAAAAUCACAGUUUCCUAAAAAAAAAAAAUCUUUCUAGUUGAUGAGAUGCCCUGAUGGCGAAAUGACAAUGAGUUUUACAAUGAGAAAUAACUCAUGAGUUUUGGCAUAAUAUGGGAAAUAUAAUGCCAGCUCUUUUUAUCAGUACUAAUCUGUGGUCGUUCUGGCCUGUACUUGAACAUAAAUAUUAAAGACACUUUGAAUAGUUUUUUAACUCAAUUUUAAACCUGAUGAUAAUUUCUUAAUUAUAUUCUUAGAUUUCACUUCAGCAUCCUUUACAGUAUUUCCAUGUGUGUGUUCUGUGCUUUGUGUUAGGGAUGGGGGGGUGUGUGUGUGUGUGCGUAUUUAUAUCUAUGUAUACACAAAUAAAACUUAUAUAUAUAUAUAUAUGUAUGUUUUAUAUAUAAGUUAUAUAAGAGUAUGUGUUUACAUAGGUUUAUUUUAAGUCAUCAUGUCUCUGGAUGGUGGUAUGCCACUGUUUGUAACUAAACCAGUCAUGUCCUGAAUGGAAACAUGUACAUACGCUGUUUGCGACAUGAAUUUUUUUCAGAGGGUGAAUGAUUUCCCAUCGCAGUGAUUUUAUUGCAGGGGGUGCGUGCACAUGUUGGAGGAGGCUGGUGUGCAGAGUUCUGCGUCCGUAGAAGUCUGAAUCAAACGCCCUUUGCUCCUGUGUGGGACUCUUUUCUGCCACCCUGGGGUGACACCGACACUGUAAGCUCACUCACACCCUGAACUGGGCGAUACCUCCCAGACACGGAUCCGUUCGUUCUCUCUGCUCUCCUUUUGCGGAGAGAAUAUGGCACUAAUACCUUUAACUCAGGAGUGUAUCUGUGCAGUAAAAUAAAACAAGCUGUUCCCUGCUUUUAUGUUUUCAGAGCAAUGGAUGUAUUUACUGUAGUAACAGAAAAUUGACUUAGUUCAUUGCCUAUAUCAGCUACUAAAUGAUCUUUUCUGUCUUGAAGCAGGCUCUUUGUAGAAAUUGAGCUAACUUACAUUGGAAUAACUAAAUCAAUCUUAACCGGCGCAUUCAGAUUCACUGGCAUCAUCCUCUUACUGUUUUUCAGAUGAAUAUUAUUAACUGUCCAACUUCUUUUUACUAUGUUUUAGUGCCUGGAAUAGUUUCAGUAUCCAGUAGCUGCUGCUACCUAUUGUCUUCUGAAACCAAGGAUCGCUUGCCAGGAGUCUGAUUGGAGUUGCAUUGUCAUGGCAGAACUGCAAGCUCGGAUGGCUCAUCAGAGCUCUGCUUCUGCAAUUUACUGUAGCUAUAUUAAGAUUAAAAUUGCACUGCUCGGGCACUGUCCCGAGUGACAGAGAUUUCUGAUCCUUUCACUGUCCUGACUAUUUUAAGAUGGAGAAGCACUUCAGGCAGUAUUCAGACUAUAACCUAUUCUGUCCCUGUUCCAGAAAGCAUCGAACAAUUCAAAAUAUUUGUCAGUGCUGCCAGGUGCACUCUCUCCAUACAGUCAGGGCAGAAGAGUGAACAUCUUGUUUUAAACCCUGUAGAUUGUUUUUCUGAGUUGGUGUGAAUUGCUCUCCUGAACUUUGAUGCUUUGGUAGAAGUUUUUGUGUCUGUCUUGGGCACUGUAGUGUGUGGUCUUAAUUACAGCCCUUGAUGCCUCUGCACCAAACCAGAGCCGUUCUCCAGAGCUGAGCAGCACUGCAGAGCUCUAAUGGAGCUGCGCUGCGGUUGCAGGCACCGUUCUGCAGUCGGGGCUCAACCAGAGUUCCCAGUAAGUCUGAUGGAAAUCUGCCUGAGUGAAAACCAAAAGAUUGCUCCCAAAUUACUUGAAGCUGUGUAGAACACUGCUGCAUUCCACACCUACAGUGUUCAGGCUUUAGGAUUUUAUGACAUUAGCAAGUCUGGCUCAGGACAGAGGUGAGGAUUGCAAAUGUGUUUGCUGAGAUGUCUGAAAAAUAUUUUACCACCAUCUGUGCCCAGCAGCAGCAUCCUUCUGAGGAGGAGCAUGUCAGUAACCCAGCUCAAGCUGUGGGAAUAUUUUUUGGAAAGGGUUAUCACUAGGUCCACCCUUGUUUGGAUUUACCAAGGGUCCAGCCUGUCAGGAUAACAGCACUUUUUGGAAGUUAGAGACCACAGGGAGAGCCCUAAGCAGUGCUGAUACAAUUAGCAGUAGUGCAGAAUAGGCUUAAAACAGUUAAUGUUUCUCUUAAUUAGUGAAAAUUCUAAGUUUCUCUAACUUUUGAGUCAUUAACAACAGUUUUUUUUAAUCUAGAUGAGGCAUUACCUUGCAUGGACACAGAAUAGCUGACACUGUCUGCUGCUUGGCCUGUGACUUGCCCGCAGAGGAAGGUGCCCUGGGAAGUCACAAUAUUUGCUUCUCUUCGUGGCCUGUAAGUUCACAGUCCUAAAGAACAUUUUUUGCCAGCAGUGCAGAGCCCCCUAACAUACAAGUAAUUGUAUAAACAAGUAUAAACUCAAAAUGCCAGGAAGGAUGCUUUGUAGUGACCGUUCUCUCUUAAUAGUUCAUCACUUUAAGCAUGGGCUGCUCCUUGGGUUCUGUUGGCACAGUAACAGCUCAGCUCAGCUUCCAGUGCUGCUGGCAUUUCUUCCUGCGAGCUGCACUGGCUUUCAUGCUGCUAAUGAGGAAGCUCAGGGUUAGUAGAUGUAGGCUCCACUUACAGCACUGUUGCUCUUGUCACUGCUGUUACCAUUAAUUUCCUUUCAAUCCCUUUAGCUUCUUGCAUGGCCGCCUGCUCCCCUGAGCCGGAGGUACGGAGAAGAGCUUCCGUGCUCCCAAGGCAAUUUUAGAGGAAUGGGUUGGCUGACCUUGUAAUUAAUAAACAUAAAAAUAGUGAUAUUUAGAAAAUCAUGCAAGCUGGAAGAAAAUGCAGGCCCAAAGGAUUUUGCAUGUAUGUGAGCAGAGAGUCUGUUAUGAACAGACUGUAACUUGCCUGAAACUUAAAAGAGGCCAAGAGACCUAGAGAGGCCAAGCUGAUAGGCACCACACGUGUUGGGUAUUCAGGUUCACAGCAUCAUGGAGUUAUUCACAACCAUCUGACAGCUGAAAUGAAUGGGAGUGAGACAUCUUUAAUCUUGGAGUGGCUUAGAAAACCCCAGGAUACAUCACUGGUAACUCGGGGGAGUGCCAGGCUGAGUUAAGAGAAGGGGGUGCAGUCCAGAGGGUAUUCAACACUGAAAUACUGCAUUCAGUUAAUCAAAUCCAUAUAAAAUUUGAAGUUUUGUGGUGACAGGGAUGUUAAUGCCUGGCUUGUUCUACAGUAAACUUAGCAAGUGACUGCAUAGCCUUACACUGCGAUAUAACCGAGCUGAAUUGGUUGAUAUGCAUAUAUUGGCUGUUAGUAGAAAGGGAAGUGCUAUUUAAUUGGGAGGAUUGACUGAAAUAUGAAUGGGAAUUACACAGUUUGCACAGUGGAUAUAACUGUCCUGUAAUGCUAUGACAGCAGGCUUUUAAUUGUUCAUUUUCAUAUCUUCUGUGUGCAGAUAUUAAUAAGUAUCUGUGACAAAGGCAGUUUUAUGUUUCAUUAGUUUUGGGAGGGGGUUCUUUUAGACUAAGUAUGGAUCAUUGUAAUAACUUGGCAAGACAACUGCUACACUGGUAUGAAAGCAUACAUGAAUAUUUGGUGUCGAUUUGGUGUUUGAUGUUGGUGUGGCCAUCCCGAGCGUUGCUGAAGCGCUGGGCGUGGGGAGCAGGGAUGUGGUGUGUGCCAGGAGGCAGCCAUGCUUGUGGACACACAGGCGUGCAAGGGUAGAUGCUGACCCUGCCAAAACAAACAAGAACUUCAUCGUCGUCCCUGGGUCCCAGUAUCAGGGCUGGGAGGAGGAGGGGAGCACGUGUUGGGGGAAAAGCUGCCUUGUGAUAGAGAGACAGCCUCCAGGCUUUGCUUCACCUGUGAGAGAUCACAGGUAUCAGCACAGGCUUCUUUCAUUUCCCUGCAGCCACUGCUGCUGCGAGGUGGGUUGUAGGUGGCACAGGAAUCUCUGCCUUGCUUCCUCCAGCAGUGUCAUCUCAGACGGUGGAGGAGAAUUGCCGCAGAGCAGGGAGCAGCCCCAGUAAAGUCAGAAGAUGAUGGCAAUCUGCUUAUAAUUUUUGUAGUUUGUGUUUCAAGACAGAUGAAACUAAUAAAUAGAGGAAGAAAUGUAACUCUGUCCAAAGUUUUGACAAGCAAAAGCAAAUAUUUGCACAGAUGUGCUGGCUCCUGCCUUUUACUUGGGAUGACAACAUGUUUGGAGCAGUUUGUGCCUGGGCCGGGGGCAGCGAUCAGGGCAGAAGGGAAGCGCUGCAGCCAGGGUGCCCAGAUGGGUGCCUGGCUUAUUUGCACAGCAGGGAUGUCUUGUGCAGCCCAAUUUUAGCAGUGUCAUUUUUUUACUUCCUUGAGGCUGAGGUUCUGACGUUAGCUUUAUGUUUGUGACAUGAUUUGUGCUGCAGGAACAGCUAAGGCUGCACAUGGCGUAGAGGCGCUGGCUUUCCAAGGUGUGACAGAGAAGGCAGGUGGGACUUGCUCUUUGCAAUAACAGCUUUUCUUUCCACGGUCUCCCUCCCCACUAGCUUCCCCCAUGUGAUUUGUUGCUUGAUGUAUCUGGACAGAUUUGUUGAGCUCACUUUGUAUCGCUACGUGAAGAAAAUACCAUGAGCAAAGCCUUUUCUCUUUAUGGGGAACUUUUCCCUUGAGGCUCAGGCCACUUCUCCAACCUUAAUCCAUCUGUUUGUAAAAGCCAAAAAAACCCCAGCCCCAUGUUUUCCUUUGCAGAGGGGAUGUGCAGGUUUGUGUGAUGCUGGGACAGGUAGCGAGAGCCUGGUCACUGGGCUUGCUCGGUCACAGACCUGCUCGGGGGCUUGGGGAAGGGAUGCUCGUGCGUGGGGUGCCUCGCUCUCCCCACCUGCAGAACGGGAGGGUGCCCCAUGUCCCUCCCCAGGCAGGGACACUGCAGUCGGGGCUGGGAAGUGCGUUAGGAUCCUGUGAGGGACGGGGGCUGGAGCAGGGUCUGGUAAGUGCCCUGUUUAACGGUCUGUGUGUCCUCAGCCUUGAGACUGCUGUGAGGAGUGCAGGCCCUGGUUUUCUCUGCCUGGCCAGUGUAAUCGUGGUGUAUGGAUGAAAACCCCUCUGGCAGGACAGGCUGCAUUAACAAACCGGUGGGAAAUGGUUACAUGUAGGGAAGGGAUCCCCGGAGAACUGUCUGACUGGGGUGGUCAGGGGGGUCUGGAGCCCCCGGCCUGUGUCUGUCUCUCUCUGGAUGACUGGAUGUGCAGUCAAAGCCACAAUGAGAAAACAGAGUUGGCUCCCUCUCCCCAGCCCCUGCCUGCCCCGACCUUCCUGCUGCCCCCAUCACCUGGGCUGAGUAAGCCCAGCAGAGCGGCAGGGUUUCCCCGUGGGUGGCCAACCACCAGCUGCUGCUCCCCCCUCCCUGGGGAUAACGGUGUAUUUUCCAGACAUAAUUCUUUUCUCUGCCUGUGAUAUUUGCUAGAUUAAAAUCUCUUUUUCCCCUACCAAGUUUAAUGCCUUCCACUGUGCAUUUUCGAAACGAGUUCUUGAUAAGGUGGAAAAAAACAGCUUUUAAUUAUGUGACGCACCUAACAGUUGGGGUUUUUUGAACUGCAUGAACCAUAUGGAGAAGGAAGAGGGUUUUACGUGUUUGGAGAGCAUCUUUGUAAACUAUCCUCAACCUGUAAGACUGUUCAAUUUUUCUGCAGUUUGUAUGCGUUUUACUUUUGUAAUUUUUUAAAUGAUUUGAUAAAAUUUUAUUUUAGGGCAAAUUCUACUUUUUGUAUGCGAUAUUCCAAUGUGAUGUAUUUUUAUUUUUAAGAAAAUAAUGUUGAAACUGCUAUAUACUUGUCAAAGUAACACAUCCACUGUGUCAUUUCUUUUUAAAACUGGAAUCUGACCAUGAUGUGCGUGUUACUGGUUGUUGCACAUUAAAGAGGUUACUCAAA
Messenger RNA from Athene cunicularia (burrowing owl), 8025 nucleotides. It is a transcript of the gene SLC49A4, whose product is annotated as solute carrier family 49 member 4. Bases 36 to 1097 code for a protein of 353 amino acids. NCBI's taxonomy places the organism in Eukaryota, Metazoa, Chordata, Aves, Strigiformes, Strigidae. The record is from RefSeq and is a predicted model, not a curated record. The transcript is spliced from 8 exons. Gene Ontology annotation, cellular component: intracellular membrane-bounded organelle; membrane.